This is a messenger RNA of Peromyscus californicus insignis, 13618 nucleotides long. RefSeq names its product family with sequence similarity 135 member B (gene Fam135b). The record is from RefSeq and is a predicted model, not a curated record. The transcript is spliced from 20 exons. Bases 1836 to 6041 code for a protein of 1401 amino acids. Lineage: Eukaryota; Metazoa; Chordata; Mammalia; Rodentia; Cricetidae.
CCAUUCUUCCAGUAUUUACUCGGGUGUGCAUUGUUCCAACCUUGGCUAGAUGCUGUGGGGAAGCAUCAGCAAAGCAGAUGGGUCAUUUGCUCUGGUCUCUGUGUCAACAGUCCCUUCAGGGUAACACCGUGACAGCUUAACACUCAUGACCACAGUAGACAAGCAGGCAAUCUUCUUCAUGUGAUGGCCUAGCCUUUCCCUUGCUUAAAUGUCUUCAGUGUCCUCACUGUGUUCAAAGUCAAGUCUAACCCUUUCUCUUGGCUUCCCCAGUCUUUGGUGUGAACUUAGCUGGUGUCUCACCUUCCCUGGCUCCUUCUGCUUCCUUUGCCCUCUCUAGCCUUACUGGAUGUCCCCUGUGGUUAAAAACAAGCAAGCAAGCAAACAAACAAACAAAAAAUCAAAAUGCAACCAUCCUGUCUGUCUAGUUUGGGGGCUUCUGCCUGCCCCUUUCAAUCUGGAUUGAUCUUCCCCAUUCAUCACCACCACCCUUGACUGUACCCCCACUUUCUUGCAAGUGUCUUCCCCUCACUGCCCUCUUGCUACAAUUGGACUUUCAGGCAGCCUAGUCUAAUGAACACUGAGCUUCCAAGUUCCAGCACUGGUUCCACCGUUACAGCUGAUCUGUCACCUGUAACAAGUAAGACAUACGAACUUCUUGACAGUCGUGGUGAGAUGAUGCAUUCCCAGGCAAACUGCCCGCUGAAGAAUGGCCAGCAGAUGGGAGUUGGCUUAUGUCUUUGAUUGUUCUCAUUUUUUCCGUAGACCAAAUUGGCACACCUCUAAACCUCCAGUGUCUAGCAUGAAGAACAUCUGCAGAUGAUGGGUAAGCUGUUGACUAAGGACCAUUGAAUAUUUAGUAGUGGUGGUAUGGGUCAAUUGGCGCUUUCCGCCUUUCAGCGUGUACUUGUUGCCUCUCCUGAGUUCUUCCAAGUUUAAUAGCCCUGUUCCCUGGGGUCUGAAAAGAACCCUUUCUUUCCAGCUGCAUCUCAGUCUUGGCUCUGGAGGACAGUCCCAGAGUGGGGACUGAGCAUGCUCCUGGCCAGCUUGGGCUGGAUGGGGCCGGACUUCUCUGGCCCUGCAUCUUGCGCCCUCCACAGGCCGGGCUGGCUGGCAGGAGAGCCUGCGAGCAGGCGGGGUUUGGCCUCAGGGCAGCCUGGUGCGUCUAGGCUCUUCUGGCGGACAGGGGUGGGGGACAGGAGCGGCACCUCCCAGCCAGUCGCACAGCCUACCGCCCUGCGCAGAGGCUGCAGGAGCGGAGCCGAGCGGCAGGGAGGGCUUUCUAGGCCUUGAGCGCGCGCUGUGUGGUGCUGGAGUCUGGCCUUAGGUCCCGGUGGGGGAAGGAGAAGCGCAAGGGCGCUGAGGUGAGCAGAGCUCGGAGACCCAGCCAGGGCUCAAGUGCAGGCUCCCAUUCUUCUCUUAGGCAGGGGAGGAAUUUCCUUAACCACAUUCACAACCUUGCCUCGGGCACCUUAGCUGGGGCUGCCAGGAGGCCGCGGUGGCCGGGCAGCUGUUGCACCAAGAGGGGGCAGCUGCGGAGUUCCAUAACCAUAGCAACCGCAUCAGUACCAAGGCGGCAGUGGCAGCGGCGGCGGCGGCGGCGGCGGCGGCGGCGGCGGUGAGGGCAGCAUCCGCUUGCUCCUCCUCCAGGCAGCCUCACAGUGGAGACCUGAGACAUAGCUCGCAGGUGCCGCGGACUCCUUGGUCCGCCCACAGUCGCUGCCAGUGUUGGCUGCUGGAGAAGGUGAGAAGAAGAGAGUGGGACCAGAGCUGGAACUGGGCCCUAGGAGGUGAGAGAGAGCCCUGCAGUGGGAGACAGGUAAUGAACCGAAAAGAUCAUGUCUGAAGUACAAGGAACAGUUGAGUUUUCUGUAGAGCUACACAAAUUCUAUAAUGUGGAUCUCUUUCAGAGAGGGUAUUACCAGAUCCGAGUGACUUUGAAAGUGUCCUCAAGGAUCCCCCACAGGCUGAGUGCUUCCAUCGUUGGGCAGUCAGAAAGCAGCAGCCUGCAUUCAGCCUGUGUCCAUGAGAGUGCUGUGCAUAGUCGAAUCUUCCAGAUCUUAUACAGGAAUGAAGAAGUUCCCAUAAAUGAUGCCAUGCUCUUCCGGACUCACUUGCUCUUAGAUGGUGAGAGGGUAGAAGAUGCACUGAGCGAGGUCGAGUUUCAGCUCAAGGUGGACCUGCACUUUACGGAUAGUGAGCAGCAGCUGAGAGAUGUGACUGGGACACCGAUGAUCAGCAGUCGCACACUUGGCCUGCACUUUCACCCCCAGAGGGGUCUGCACCACCAAGUCCCUGUCAUGUUCGACUACUUCCACCUGUCAGUGAUCUCAGUGACCAUCCACGCUGCCCUGGUGGCUCUGCAGCAACCUUUGAUCAGUUUCACUCGCCCAGGAAGAGGCUCCUGGUUAGGGAAAGGUGGCCCAGACACAGGACCAGAACAGCCUAUUAUUUCUCUGGAGAACUUGGUCUUUGGAGCUGGAUACUGCAAGCCGACUUCCUCAGAGGGAAGCUUCUACGUCCCCUCAGAGAACUGCAUACAACAUGCACACAAGUGGCAUCGGGACCUCUGUCUUCUGCUCCUCCAUGCCUAUCGGGGCCUCCGACUCUACUUCCUGGUCAUCAUGAGAGACAUUCCUGAGCUGCCCACCAUGGAGCUGGAGGCCCUUGCUGUUGAAGAAACACUCUCUCAGCUGUGCUCAGAGUUACAGAUGCUGAACAACCCGGAGAAGAUAGCUGAACAGAUCAGUAAGGAUCUUGCCUGGCUGGCCUCCCAUAUGAUGGCUCUGUGGACCCAAUUCCUGGAGACAGUGACUCUACACUCCGAAGUGACCACUUAUCUCACCCAGGAACACCAUGCUUUGAGGGUCCGAAGGUUUUCUGAAGCUUUCUUUUAUAUGGAGCACCAAAAACUUGCAGUUUUGACCUUUCAGGAAAACCUGAUACAGACCCACAGCCAGCUAUCUUUGGACAUCCGGAACUCGGAGUACCUCACCAGCAUGCCCCCAUUGCCCGCAGAGUGCCUGGAUAUUGAUGGUGACUGGAACACCCUUCCUGUUAUCUUUGAGGACAGAUAUGUGGACUGCCCUGUCUCAGAGCAUAAUUUGAGUGUUUAUCCUAAUUUUGAUGUCCCACUGGCAAGUCCUGCAAUAAUGGAUCUAAAAGGGAAAGAAAAGAAUAUUAUAAAUCAAAAAUCACCAUUGAGGAAGAACCUUCCAUUAUCUACUACAAAAGCACCCCAAUUGGGCUCUGAUGAGGAUGUUAUUAGGUGUCCAGAGAUGGAAGAGAAUGUCUCCACACAGAAUCCUGUGGAUGUGUGCUCAGAAUCUCAGGUGUAUUUGACCAUUGGUGAAUUCCAAAGCAAAACACUCAAGCCUGAAGAUGCAUGCUGGACUGGUCCAAGGGCUGAUGCUGUGAGAGAUUCAGAUAUGGACAUACGUAGGAGGAGUCCAGGCCCUGAUGAUGGGAAGGCCCCAGCAUUGACCUACAUUGAUGUGAAAUCUAGCAAUAAGAACCACCCUAGAGCUGAGCCCAUGCAGGGCUUUAAUGUACAGCAUGAGCAAGGGAGCUCUCAGGACAGCUAUGAUCCUGUUAAGACUCUGCCAAGCAAAGCUGUAGCAGGAAUAAGUCAGAAUAAUGCCACUUCUUUAAACCAAAAAGCUGCCAUUGAAUUCAAGACUCUAGGAAGGGGAGCAGACCAGGAGGGAAAGCCCAUGCUGCUGAGCCUGAAGCUCACCCCUGCUGAACCUUGUGACCCAUUGAAUACUGCUCCAAUGGAACCUUGGGACACCACAUCUUCCCUGCAGGACCAUUCAGAAGAGCAGGAAGAUCUGUCAGUGCUCUCUGGCAUCAUCAAGAGGUCAGCCUCCAUCAUAUCUGACUCAGGCAUUGAAAGUGAACCAAGUUCUGUUGCCUGGUCUGAGGCCCGUAGCAGGGCCCUGGAGCUACCUAGUGAUCGUGAAGUUUUACAUCAAGUGAUUCGAAGGCAUGCCCACCACAGGAACUCUUUAGAGGGUGGUCAUACAGAAAGCAACACUAGUCUGCCCAGUGGCAUCCAGGCUUCUCUUACCUCUAUCAGCUCUUUGCCUUUUGAAGAUGAGGAACGGGAGUUGGCACUUACUAUGCUAACCAAGUCUGUCUCUGCACCCCAGAUCAGCAGCCCUGAGGAUACCACUGAAGGUGCAGACACCAUGAAGAGCACAGGAGGAUUUGCUGAAGACCUGGACAGUUCUAGCAAGGACACCAGUUCACCUGGACACAGUUCUCAUUCUUAUGGUGGCUCCAGGGCCCAGGAUGUCAGGGCAGGACACUCCCUUGCAGACAUAGCUUUAGAUUCUGAGAGAGCCCACGGACCUGGGUACAUAGACAUCCCCAAAGGUAAAGAGAACCAGUCCUGUCCUCAAGGACCCUGCUAUAUGGAUGACAUGGCUGAGAACAUACCAAGUGUUGAAACCAAAGGUCUUAACUUAAAAGUACCAUGUACUAUAGUGCUUGAAAACUCUAGGACCAGUUCUUUUCAUAGAGCAGCAGACGAAACCACAAAAGGCAAACAUAAAGGAUGGAGUGGGGGUAAACACAUAGUCCCCAACAACAGCAUCUUAGACAUCAGGGCUGGGUCUCACCACAGGGUGCCUGAAAUCAGUAGUGCACCAGCUGUUGAAGCUGUCAACUUGAAUUCUACAGGUGUACAAAAUGGUUCAUCAAGUGUCAAUGACACCAUGACAUUGAAUAGAAGACAUACUGCCUCUCUGGAGGUCAAACAUGAAGCAGGCACUGUGUGCCCCACUGUGACUCACACGAUUGCCUCCCAAGUGUCACGAAACCAUGAGCUGAAGACAGGAACUUCCAUCUCUGGGUCCCACUUGAACUCCGCCGAGGCCUUUACUCUGGACAGCUUAAAGGCAGUGGAGGUCGUUAACUUGUCUGUGUCUUGCACUGCCACAUGUCUCCCUUUCUCAUCUGUACCCAAGGAGACCCCUGCUAGGGCUGGACACUCUUCUAAACAAAGCCUAGCCCCCAUUACUCAUCAACCUUUGGGCUCCUUUGGAGUUGUUUCUACCUAUUCCAGCAAGUUGGAAGAAGAAGUCAGUGAAAGAAUGUUCAGUUUUUAUCAGGCCAAAGAAAAGUUUAAAAAAGAACUGAAGAUUGAAGGAUUUCUGUACAGUGACUUAUCCGUACUAGCUUCUGAUAUACCAUAUUUCCCACCAGAGGAAGAGGAGGAAAACUUGGAAGAUGGGAUUCACCUGGUGGUCUGUGUCCAUGGCCUGGAUGGGAACAGUGCAGACCUACGGCUGGUGAAGACUUUCAUAGAACUGGGGCUCCCCGGGGGGAAACUGGACUUCCUAAUGUCUGAAAAGAAUCAGAUGGACACAUUUGCAGAUUUUGAUACUAUGACAGAUCGAUUGUUGGAUGAGAUCAUUCAACACAUCCAGUUGUACAACCUCUCCAUAUCCCGAAUUAGCUUCAUUGGCCAUUCCCUUGGUAACAUUAUCAUCAGAUCGGUCCUCACGAGGCCCCGGUUCCGGUAUUACCUCAACAAACUCCACACAUUCCUGUCACUGUCUGGACCUCACUUGGGGACUCUGUACAACAACAGCACCCUGGUUAGUACAGGCUUGUGGCUCAUGCAGAAACUGAAGAAAUCUGGCUCCCUUUUGCAGCUGACCUUCAGGGAUAACGCUGAUUUGCGCAAAUGUUUCCUUUACCAACUUAGCCAAAAAACAGGGCUGCAGUACUUUAAAAACGUUGUUCUGGUUGCUUCUCCCCAAGACCGUUACGUGCCAUUUCAUUCAGCCAGGAUCGAAAUGUGUAAAACGGCCCUCAAAGACAGACACACAGGGCCAGUGUAUGCAGAAAUGAUCAACAACCUCCUGGGCCCCCUGGUGGAAGCUAAGGGCUGCACUUUGAUCAGACAUAACGUGUUCCAUGCUCUGCCCAACACUGCCAACACUCUGAUUGGCCGUGCAGCUCAUAUAGCUGUGCUGGACUCGGAACUCUUCCUUGAGAAGUUUUUCUUGGUGGCAGGACUCAACUAUUUCAAGUAGUGCCCUCCAGGGAGCAGCCUGGGUGACUGGCCAGAGCUGUUUAAGAUCAGUUCAGUUCUUAGCUACGUCAUGCUUUUCCAUACCUCUGAAUUCCAGAGUGGAAUAGAAGGAGAUGGAGGGUGUGGAAGGAUGAAGCUGGGGUGGGACUGGACACUAGAGAAAUGUGUAAUUGAGACAUUGGGGAAGCUGAACAAACAGUGUAAAAGACAACAAUGUUUUCUUGAAUUUGUCAAGCUACCUAGAGUCUCAUUCAAGAUGUUUCUAGGGACAAACUGAGAAAAUAAGAAACAGAACAUUUGCCAUUGAUGAGCCCAGCUUUAUAACCACCCUGGCUCAUGGGAAUUGAUCCAACUUACCUAGAUUUCCCCAGUCUGUUACUAGGUCAUAGCUUUAUCAUGUGUUGAUUCAAUUAAGUGCACACAAACAUUUCAGAACUCAGGUUAACUUCUGUGUGGAAGUGGGGUAUCUUCCUGUAAAUAGAACCCUUAAUAGAUCCAACAUACCACUUGUUCAAAAACUUGUUCUAUACAUGCUCUUAUCCUCUCCAUGUUUUCUAAAGGACAAGGGAAAGUGUGACAAGUCCACAUGUUAUUGUCUAGCAGCAGUAGGUAGGGUGACUUAAGGAAGAGGGAGAUAAAGAUGAUACUGCUGGUAAAUACAGGUUUGGUGUAAACAGAAACAGCUGUAGGGAGCAUAUUGAACCAAUUGCUCCACCUACUUCCUUAAACUUUUUCUAUGCAUAGCCUGGUCCACAAAUUGUUUUUGUGAAUGCCCAAAGUCCUGUCUGAAGUAGGGAAGACCGAGAGAGACUCUACCUGGCAGAAGGAGGCAGUGGGAUGAAUGUAUUCGUGUGUGAAACUCCUGCUGACGCAUUUCCAAAGAAAUGCUGUUUUAGUCUUGACAGCAAGAGCAACAUUUCAAAACCAUUAACAUGGCCAGCUGUUUCUCUUCCCCCUGGAAGGAGAAAGAUAUCCCAAGGGAGGCAUGCUGGGUAAAGAACCUCAGGGGAGCUCUAAGAAGGGUGCUGUUAUCUUUCAAUAGUGAUGUCUUCUUGCCUUAGGAAAAUAAAGGGCUAGGAAAGACCACAUUUGUAAAAACUAAUAGAUAGCAGAGGCAAAAGUGAGAUCAGACUGGAGAACAAAAACCAGAGUGAAGACCCAACUUCAAGUGUUAUUGGUAAGUGACUGAUGCAGAAAUUUUGAAAAUAACCAGGAUAUUUAAAACUGUCCCCAUCUAAGUGCAUUAUGUAGGGUAAAGUCAGAAGGACGAACAUUUAGCUGUACAGAAGAAAUGCAUGAACCAGGGCAGCAUGGAUGAUCACACUGAAGACAAAGCCCACCCCAAAUUUUUGCAGAAGGACCUGCUCAGUAUGGAAAUCUGCCUGCUCUGGGCACCUGAACUGGGUUUCCAGGUCACUGAUCCCAUGGGAAGAAAGCUAUGGGAGUCUGGGUGCACGCAGUGAAUAAAUUCAGACCAUGGGAAAUGAGUUCAGACCAUUAGUUUUCAGGAGAGUAAACAUGUGGGUGGUCUGGGAGGGGAGCUGAAGGCUUUGCAAAGGUAGACCUCCCUACAGUGGGUUCAGGACUUCUCUAUGGGUCUUUUCUGAAUUUCUUAAUAACCUGGUUUUAAUGCAUGCAGUUCUCAUUGGGCAUUUUCCUGAGUUCCCGAGUCAGGGCUUGACACGGACUCUGCUCAGUGGCACUGACAUGUUGGCUUCAUUUCUUGGAGAACACUUUUUUUUCCUAGUCACGCAACCCAGGAUCUUCUGACUCAGACAAGUGCUGUUGCUUAAUGCAGCAUGGUUAAUCUGUAGCAAGUUCUCCUUUCUGGAUAUGUACAGAGCCCUGCCCGUCUGGUCUGAUAUGCUCAUUUUCUGUUUUGUUUCCAAUCCUCAUCAGCAGCAUUUGUCAACCCUGGUCAUUUGAAAGACUAUGUAGUACUUAUGGAGCCAGGAUGAGUCUGAUGAUCAUCGUCUUUACCAAUAAUCAGAUGCCAUUUUUAACUUCAAUAUGCUGUCUGGACUAGUGAGAACUAAUGGCAAUAACCGUUCAGCUGCAUGGAACACCUCUUUUAGGUUUCCUGCUGUCUUUGUAAACCCUAACUGGCAUCUGAGAAUCCACCAUCAUCAUGUAGAAAGUGUACUCAUGUAUUAUAAAUAAGAAUGUCAAGUAUUAAGUGUCAUGCCUCAUUUGAAAAGGCUUUUUUAUGUCUCUUUCUAUUAAAGUAUAUAUAUAAUAUAUAUAUCAAUAUACAUAAUAUAUAUGUAUAAUGUAAACAUGGACAUUAUAUUAUUGGUUAUAAAAAUGAUAAACAAAAUGCCUGCCAAGGUAACGAGCCAGUAUGUUUCCAUCCUCAGUUCUAUUUUUGGGUUUUGUUUGUAUGAUUUGUAGUUUCCCCAAACUAGUUAGAAAUAAACAUUACUAACCUUGGGAUUAUUUGGAAUUUGUUGUUCAUGAGCCAAAUAAACUCAAAGGAGGAGACAGAAACCCAAAGCCAGUCUGGAGUCAAUGACCUCAGUGGCAGGCUGAAAUCAGGUGUAGUGCUGAGAACAUGGGAAAGGAUAGAAGGAAAAACACAUCCUAUAGAUUUCUAUAAUUCCACGAGUUUCUGAGCUUCUGUCUGUGCCAGACAGGACCCCGGAGACAUGUGAAGUAGAGAACUCAAGAAGGACCCACUUGUUGUUAUGAUCUUAUCAAGGAAGAGCUGGGCUGAAGCUGUGGCUAGAGCAGGGUGUUGUACAAUUAUGAUUGGCAUUGUCUGCGGAAGAAUAAGCAGAUAGCCUUGAAAGUGAAACUAUAAGGUGGAGCCCAUUCUUCCACACACCCAUCUGUCAUUGCUUUCUUUCAUGAAGUCAUUGCUCAACUAAAUACAUCUGUGUGAGGGCCUCUCUGUGCUAAGAUCAUUGGUAACUCUAGCAGCUCAUAGCUUAGCAAAAUCAAGUGGUAACUAAAAUCGAUGGGCCUCACAGAUGCUGUAGGGCUAUUAUGGGAGCCCAGAGGCAGUACUCCAGCCUGCACCAGAAAGGUUAGACUCUCGGGAAUUCCUCCCUGGGGAAACUUUAUUUUGAGGCCUUGAUAUGAAGGCUGAAUCAAGAGUUGGUCUGGUGAAGGUUUGUUUGAAGUAAUCUCUACCAAAGGGAACCGAAUAAGAAAAGAAAUUGAGGGAUGGGGAGAGAUGUGUGUAAAAGGAGAGCAGGAGAGGAGACAAUGGCACAUUAAAGGGCAGAUGGGGAAUAUUUGAGCAAUCUCCACAAAAGGAGAUGUGAGAAUUCUAUACUCUCAUCCAUUCUUGUCUCAUGUCAGAAAGAAAUUGCCACUGUGAUGUCUGAUGGGAAGGGGCUCUAUACAGAAAUGAGAUGCCCAAGUGGCAAUCCUGCCCUAGUCUGUUAUAAUACCCCUCUUCUAUGCUGGUUUUAGGAAUCCUUGACACCUGCCCCCAGCCUUGUGAGAAGGCCGUGGCCAUGCUCUUCCCACCACUCAUUUCUGAACUGUCCUUUGGAGGUAUAUAGCAGACAUAUGUUCUGCAUUUCUCAUUGAGAAACCUGAGAAGAUGAUAUCAGAUAGGGUAAGACAAAACACAGAAUAGCUGCUUGGAAAUAGAUUCUCUCUUGAUUAAUUCUUUGAGAAUUUCUUACAUGUGUACAAUGGAAUAUGAAAUAUGACCAUAUACACUUCCUCUUCCAAUUCUUCCUUCAUACUUCUCUCAAAUCAUCUCCCAGCCCUCUCAUUCCUAACCUCUUGUCUUUUAAAACUAACUAAAAGUACAGUUAGUAAUACUGCCUGUAUGUGCCUGGAUGGGUGGUCAUUCACUGGAGCAUGGAACACCUAUGAGUAGCCACUCCUUCAAAGGAGAAGAUUUCUCCCUUCCCCCAGAAGCUAUCAACUGCCAGUAGCUCUUUGAGAAGGAGUGAGGCCCAUAGAUCGGCUUCCCUGUCCAUGUGGGAGUUUUGCCUACCUUUAUCUUGUGUAGGUCUUGUGGAGAUGACCGGAGUUGGUGUGAAUACAGAAACAUGAUAACCAUGUCAUAUCCAGAAGAGGGCAUUUCACAGUAUUCUUUCCUAUCCCCCACCUAUUUAUUCUUAUUUCUCUGCUCUUCUGCAAUGCCCCUUGAGCCUGGUCAGGGUGGAGUGCUGGUAUAGAUGUCCCUUUUUGGUUUAGCACUUGGCCUCUUCUUCUCAGCACUCUGACCAGUUAUGCAUCUCUGCAAUGACUGCCGUCCACUAUAAAAAGAAGCUCCCUGACUUGUAGCUAGAGUUUUCCUGCCUGGUCCACAGUCAGGACAAAUCUCUCUCACCUGCCAGUCCCACAGCCGCUCAGACCCAACCAAGUAAACACAGAGACUUAUAUUGGUUACAAACUGUAUGGCCGUAUCAGGCUUCUUGCUAACUGUUCUUAUAUCUUAAAUUAACCCAUUUCUAUAAAUCUAUACCUUGCCACAUGGCUCGUGGCUUACCGGCAUCUUCACAUGCUGUUUGUCAUCAUGGCGGCUGGCAGUGUCUCUCUGACUCAGCCUUCCACUUCCCAGCUUUAUUCUCCUCCUUGUCCCGCCUACACUUCCUGCCCGGCCACUGGCCAAUCAGUGAUUUACUUAUUGACCAAUCAACAACACACUUGACAUACAGACCAUCCCACAGCACUGACUGGGGUUGAGAGCAGCCUCUGCCUAUGGGUAUAAACAUAAAUUUAGCAAAAUAAUAAGAGUAGAUUCUAUUCUAGCACUUAUGACCUCUCAGGCCAUGGGCUUUUGACCAGCAUUGCAGUACUAGACCCUGUGAAGAAGACCUGAAAUCCAGUCAGAAAGCUGUUAUUCAUUCAGUAUUGUAUAUAUUACGUACACAUGAUAUUGGGGGUGAAGUCAAGUAUUUGUUUAUUCUGGAGUUGAGGUUUGAACAUCGGCCCUUCAUUCAAUUUCUUUUUUUUUUUUUUUCUUUUUGGCUAUGGUUCUGUUAAUCCAGAGUAGUUACUUAAUCGGAAAUUAAAAAAAAAAAAAAUCAAAGCCCGGUCACUCCCAAGUCAUACCUAACCUUGUGAGAUUCCAAUAUCCUGUGAAAAACACCUACCUAACCAAUAAGUUAGAUAAUGCAGGAAAAUAUUUUCAUCAACAAAGGUGGUUUCACAGACUGUUGUCAGUGAGAGCAGCUGGGGGAUAGGUGAAGUGUUCCACGAUUAGCAGAUCAUCUGCGUUGGUCCAUCUCUCCUCCAGGUUGCUUUUUCUCCUUCUAGCUACAAUAUAGUUCCUGAAACUCUGAUGUCUGUAUUUUCUACUAUUCUCAUCCAAGGCUAGCAGACAUGUAUUCAUCCACAAAGCGAGUCCCUUUAGGAGAGGGCUUGAUCCACCACUCAACUGUCCAUGGAGAAGAUAUUCCUCUGAAGAAUAAAUUCAAGUCGCCAUAUCUUGCCAUUACCUUAGUGUUUUUAAGGUCCUACACAUUCAUUGACUCUGGAGAUUCCCAUCACGUUUGUAAUCAUAAUUCUUCCAUAUUUACAGAUCAUUCCCUGAGCAUCUGACCCUAUACAGAUCAUCGUGUGUAACCUAUUUGUGAAAACCUGAGGCUCAAACCGUUGCUUGCCACAGAAUGGGGAUGGGAUGUGUGUGUGUGUGUGUGUGUGUGUGUGUGUGUGUGUGUGUGUGUGUGUGUGUGGUUUUGAAAGUCCAUUUUUUUCUACAGUUUCUUAUCUCAGCCACAGCAACUAAAAUUGAUGCAAGGACAGUUCAGCACUCUCGUAUGUCGAUUCCAUGCGUUUCUGAAUUCACGGGCAGUAGCAUCAUGAGAUAAUAACUUACAAUAGAUUUUCGUAUCAUGAGAAGAGCCUACCUUCUCACUUAGGAAACAGAUUUUGAAACUGAUAAAAAGCAGUUCAGAUAUGGAAGAGACAGGAGAAACGAAGCUGGAAUAGAGAAUUUGCUAGAUCAGGAAUUUGGAAAUCUGGGGGAAACCUGAAAAUACUUUGUAACAAAAAGGUUACUGGGGGCAAUUUUGUAGGAAUAAAUUAAGAAACAUUCUAUGUGACUUAAAAGUGAUUUACAGGAUGCCUUGAGGGAUAGUCUCUUGUCUGAAACUUUAGGUUUAGGCUUUUAUCAGUUGAAAUACUGACUCCCAAGUGUUUUUACUCUGCCUAUUUGGAAGUUAAUUCAGUGUGUGAUUGAUUAGAUUAUCAUUUUUCUACUCAGGGCAUAUCAUCAGCCAUUAUUAAGAAUUGAGAAAAGUUUGUAACUUUGACACACAUCUAGGAAAAGAAUUACAUUUAACGGUGUUUGGAAGCUGAAAUCUGUAAAUGUCACUCAUUUCUUUAUACUACACCCAACUGCAGAGAUAUUUUUUAAUCUUUUCGCUGAAGGCUAAAUUAUUGCACAUGGAAAAAUAAUUUUUCUCAUCUUUCAUAUCCCAAGGAAAUUUAAUAAUAAGGUGCAUCUAACAUUGUAUGCUUAUAUGUUUAUAUGUAUACACAUGCAUAUAUGCAAAGGAAAUUAUUUGCAUUAUUUUGCAUCUAAAAAUCAUAGCUCAUGUAGUCAUAAUCAUUUUCUAUAUUUUGCUAAAAAGUCUAUGACUUUACUUUUACCCAUUUUCCCCAUAAUUCACUCUUGAAUAUAUUUCUAACAUCAUUUAUUUGGUAUUUCCUUGGCUCCAUGCUAAAUGCUUGGUGGUUAUAGAAAGUGUUGGGUUAGAAUGUUUCCUUUAAUCUGGUAGAAGGAAAAGAUGGCUCCUUAAGUAGCCCAGGAUAGAAUGAACUAAGAGUGUGGGGCAAACAAUAAGAAUAUGAUCCUGUGACUCUAACGUUGAACCACACUCCUGAUAUUGGGCUUUUAGUGCCCUUUGUGGGUCCAGAUACAGACGAUUAAUCCCCAGGACAUGUCAAAGUGAUGUCACAUAACUCUACCUCUCAGGUAGGAUUACAAUGUUUCCUUCAGCACAGUCACCAUUCCUUCAUCAGUGCCAAGGUAGGAGGUUAUGAGAGAUGAAUGGUGUCAAAAUAGUAUAAAAAUCUAGUCUGCCAAGGAGCUCUUCCUGUCCAGUGGCAUACCACUUGGCUGUAAUGCAUAGUCUUUGGAUUUUCUAAAGACUCUAAGGAACGCUUCUACUUUUUUUCCAUUUAGCAGAUAAACUAUAGCUGUGCAAGCAAAUAAGAGGCACAUAAUGGCUUCCACAAGCAUGGCAUGCUUAAGCAGGGAACUGCCUUGGACCACUGUCCAGUGAUAGCAUAGGAUAAGUCUAUGAGAUUACUUAUUUUAACUUUUAUUUAUUUUUGCAAAUAUUAUAUACUUUUAGAUGACGAAGAAAGGUAAGGUAUUUUGUCAUGGUCUCAAAGAAAGGACUUGUAUGUAUAGCCUGAUGCCACUGUGAUUUCUAAUUCAUAUUUACUCUGCUGAAAAAAUAUAUAUAUAAAAUAAUCAGUUUCCUAAACAUCCUUGCGAAUUGUCUGUGACACAAAAUCCUUAGUCAUAACAAAGUCAUUCGUGCCAAUAAGUUCCACUAUUUUUCUACAUUUGCUUCCUGGUUGGCAUUUUGUGUAACAUGUGAUGUGUAUAAAUGAUAAACAAAUAACAAUAAUAAAAACCCUUUGAUUCUUUUACCAGAA